Messenger RNA from Diabrotica virgifera virgifera (western corn rootworm), 3500 nucleotides. Its product is annotated as glutathione hydrolase 7-like. The transcript is spliced from 8 exons. The record is from RefSeq and is a predicted model, not a curated record. Bases 153 to 1565 code for a protein of 470 amino acids. Gene Ontology annotation, cellular component: plasma membrane. Gene Ontology annotation, molecular function: glutathione gamma-glutamate hydrolase. Gene Ontology annotation, biological process: glutathione catabolic process. NCBI's taxonomy places the organism in Eukaryota, Metazoa, Arthropoda, Insecta, Coleoptera, Chrysomelidae.
CUUCUCUGUAUUGGCCACCGCGGACGCAAGACCGUGAAAGCUGAAAGCCCACCUAAAUGUACUGUUAACUCAUUAAACAGUAUUUUCACAGACCCGCGCCGAUUCGCUUCACAAACCCGCAUAUUCGUACAAACUUUCUUUAAACUCCAACCAUGUCCGACACUGCAGUGACUAGAGAAGAUAUUCCGUUGAAAAAAGGUAAGAUCAACAGGAAGUGGUAUACCUGUGGCGACGAGGAUUGUAUCAGCGGUUCGAAGUAUGUAAAUAUUGCGUUCGGUACUCUUACAGCUAUUAUCACGUUAGCUUUAAUUAUUCAAAUUAAUUAUGGAGAUUACCAGGUUGUUCCACAUGGUAGUGUAGCAUCGGAUAGCUUUGAGUGUUCUAAGAUAGGAACAUCAACACUGAUAGACGGAAAUGCAAUAGACGCAGCAAUAGCCACUGCAUUUUGUUUGUCCGUCACUACUCCUCACCUUACUGGCUUGGACGCCGAAGGCCAGAUACUGAUUUACAAUCACAGAAAGAAAAAUCCCCCACUGGUAAUAAAUUUCUCGCAUAAAUUGCUUCAAUCCAAGGAUAUACCAACAAGUGUUUUGGGAUUAGCUUAUGUACAUAGAAAAUUUGGAAAACUGCCUUGGAAAAAUCUAGUACUUCCUGCAGCAAACUUAGCCAGGCAAGGCAUCAAAGUAACUAUACAAUUGGCUCAAGCAGUGACUAAUUCUAAACAGGAAAAUAUAUUUGGUCCUCUAGAAACCGGCCAAUACCUGCUACAAAAUACACUAGCGACCACUCUUGAACGCAUUGCAAACCUAUCAGACACAGAACUGCAUUCACUUUUGAGAAACUUUAACGAAACUGCACUAACGGAGACAGUAAAAGUAACAAAAUUUAAGAACUUCGAAAUAUACGUCCCGCAGAAUGACGAAUCGGUCGGCCAAUUUCUUGUGGACGCUCUUAACGAAUUGGAGAAGAUGAAUUUAAACGAUGCUGUCUUUGCAGAUCCCAGUUAUGCCCACGAGUUGGUGGACGUUAUUCAGUACUACCAACACGAAAAUACUACCUACAACUUAUUUCACGAAGGAACUAUUUCAGAUGUUGCUGUUAUGGAUGCAGAAGAUAAUUAUGUCUCUUUAGUAACGGGUAUGUACCAAUUUUUCGGUUCGGGCAAACGAUCUCCGGAUGGCUAUCUGCAAGAUAAAAAAGACCAGGACACUAUGAACAGCAGGAUGCCGGUUUUAAUUUUGGACGGUUGGUAUAUUUGCGGAAGAAGGUACGUCUUUUCAGCGAAUAAUUUAGGAAGCGCUUUGCAGAUAAUCAGCAAUUUAUUGUUGCACAAAGAAAACGUUACAGAUGCUAUAGAGGCUCCACGGUUGUAUAUUGGAAACUGGACUGUAGGUUUUGAAGCUUCACACCGGCCUUACUUUCCGAAAGAAAUAACUGAGCAUUCUCCGUGGAAGUUCAACAUAAUACCAGAGCCUUACCAAAGCAUUAACAUUGUUUUUAAAAACAAGGACGAACUGAGUUCUCAUUCCGAUAGUAGAGGAGGAGGAAUAGCGAGCAGAUUUUAAUAAACAAAGACAAAGUCUUAGGCAUUCAUAUCAAGAUAUGUAAUUUUACCUAUAAACAGAAUCUCUAGACAGUGGGUACAUAGAUACAGUACCAAUAAUGUCUAUUGUAGAAGAAGAAAAAUCACUCCACAAUAGCCCUGAGCACCUAAUAGUGAUAUCAUACGACAAACUCUUCCGUCUGCUACUGAAAAUAGACUUUCCUCAUUAAUCUGAAACUGUGUCCUGAUUUUCUUCUUAAAAUUCUAUUUUUAUGUCGCUAAUAAAUUAUAUGUACCGGGUGGUGAAUAGGAACACGGGCCAUAGGAAACUCAACGUAAAAUUCUAAACUGUUGGAUUCCUGCUUCCCUAAUUAUUUUACAUCAAAAGUCAUAAGAAACUAUUUGUAGAGAAUUGAAAUCUGUAUUGAAAACAACUGUUAAUAUUGUUCUACGAACAAUAAUUAUUCAAAAUUUUGUAAAAAUAUAAUACAAUUUUCAGAGAAAUACGCCAAAGUUACGCCACACACAGUGCAAUAAUGUGUAUAAGAUUGCAUUCGGUGACAAUGAAUUUAUUAUAUUAACAAUUUGAACUGUCAAUUUCUUUAUUUAUUUUAUCAUUUAUUGUUUAAAACACGAUAAAGUUGAUCAGAUACCCUCAGUUAAGGAGAAAGUAUUAAUAAUAAAGAUAUUUUCUUCAGUCAAUAGUGUGCUCACUGUCAGUUAAAUAGUAACGUGUGGCCUAACAUGCCCACACAUACCUACUGCAGUAAAUACAUUAUAUUUUUCAAAAUUUUGGAAUGUGUUUAAAUCGUAGAACAAUUGUAACUUCUGUUUUUAAUACAGAUUUCAAUCCUCUACAAAUAAUUUCUCAUGACUUUUCAUGUAAUAUAAUUACGGAAGCAGGAAUUCAACAGUUUAAAAUUUUACAUUGAGUUUCCUAUGGCCCGUUUUCCGAUUCACCACCCUGUAUACCCCGUUAAAGGUUUAUACAGUGAGCACGUAAAGGUUGGAAUAAAUUCAUUUUCUCGAGAAUGGAUGAUUUUGGAAAAAAAUCCCGAAACAGGUCAAUUUUUAUUUUUAAAUUACCACUUUUUGGCAUAUAUGUAAUACUAGUGACGUCACCCAUCUGGACGUGAUGACGUCAUCGAUGAUUUUUUUAAAUGAGAAUAGGGGUCGUGUGAUAGCUCAUUUGAAAGGUAAUUCAAUGCUUCAUUCAGUAAUAUAAACAUUAACAUAAUUAUUUAUACAGGGUGUCCAAAAAAAAUUUUUUUGGAUCAAAUUUAUUGACAUAAAAAGAAGAAUGUAUGUAAUUUAUUUAAUUCAAAAUACAUUUCACUGCUCUCAGAAAACUGAAAAAAAUGUUUAUUUGAAAAAUGAUCAUUGUUUUUCGCUUAAAUUAAAUGUUCAAACUGUCACGAGGCUGGUGGGUGGCGGCUUUAAUAUUGAAUUUAAGCAAAAAACAAUAUUUAUUUGCCAAAUAAACAUUUUUUCCUGUUUUCUAAUAGCAGUAAAAUGUAUUUUGAAUUAAAUAAAUUACACACAUUCUUCUUUUUAUGUCAAUAAAUUUAAUUCAAAAAGAAUUUUUUUGGAUACCCUGUAUAAAUAAUUAUGUUAGUGUUUAUAUUACCGAAUAGAGAAUUGAAUUACCUUUCAAAUGAGCUAUCACACGACCCCUAUUCUUAUUUAAAAAAAUUAUCGAUGACGUCAUCACGCUCAGAUGGGUGACGUCACUAGUAUGAUAUAUAUGCCAAUAAGUCGUAAUUUAAAAAUAAAAAUUGACCUGUUUCGGGAUUUUUUUCCAAAAUCAUCCAUUCUCGAGAAAAUGAAUUUAUUCCAACCUUUACAACAAAUGUACAUAGAUAUUGUUAACGGCUGUGACUGACAUUUCUAUUCUUAAUAUUUAUUAAUGUUAUUGUAUUUUUGUAUGUUUUUUUAAAUAAAAUAUUUGUAAUAAAAA